Penicillium brasilianum is the source of this 1024-nucleotide messenger RNA. Lineage: Eukaryota; Fungi; Ascomycota; Eurotiomycetes; Eurotiales; Aspergillaceae. The record is from the annotation of a GenBank genome assembly.
GUGCCGUCGCCUUGCGCAAAGCAACCACAGUUGCUCGUUGCAUCCUUGGUCGCCUUCCCCGGUCACAAUGGGUCCUCAGAGAAAGAUGUUCACGGGGCCUCUGUCGGCCUGCACCCGGCCAACAUGCUUGUCCGGAUCGCUAGCUACCUUCUCUCUUGCACGAUAUUUCUCUACCACAUCAUCCACCCUGGACUGGCUUACUCCAAAGUUUGCCGAGAAAUCCAAGUCCCCUAAGGGUCGCCCACACGUCGCUACUGGAGGAUCAACUCGCGGAACAACAGUGGUGUGGGGAGACUUUGGUCUUCGCAUGAAGGACCACGACCGUCGGAUGCCGGCCUCGGCCCUCAAGAUCGCAGAGGAAACGAUCAAGAGGCGGCUACGUGGCAUGAACUACAAGUUGUACAAGCGUGUCAGUGCCAACAUUGGUGUCUACACUAAGGGUAAUGAGCAGCGUAUGGGUAAGGGUAAGGGUAAAUUCGACUACUGGACCGUCCGAUUGCCCGUUAGCCGAAUUGUCUUUGAGUUGAAGGGAGAUCUGCACGAAAAGGUUGCCCGGGAGGCAUUCAGAUUGGCUGGCCACAAGUUGCCGGGUCUCUGGGAAUUUGUUAAGAAGGAUGACCCGCCCGUCGUCGGAAUCACCAAACUCGGAAACGGCGUCACCCUAGAAUCCCUCAAACGCGCCCGCAGAGACCCUCCUCUGGGAACCAACGCUCUCGAGAACCCGCCAAAGACCACUUCCUCCAGCCCUACCGCUCCUCAAUAAAUCGCCAUACCCUCUCUCUCAUGGCCUAGGCGCCCAUGUCUCUCCUUGCCGAUAUCACCGUGCCAAUCAAGCCCCGACGCCGGAGCCAGGUCCAUACCCCUGCUCUCUCCUGGUUUUCGCGGCUUCUGCAUCGAAUGGGUUGUCGGAAUUCCGAUUUUCUGUACAUUAUCUGUCAGCUUUGUGCGCAUCAUAUCCGAAUCCUUAUACGCCAUAUUUGGAGUAUGAUGCCUUUGUCGUUAUAUUAGGAGUUUAGACCGAAGG